Molecule: messenger RNA, 1838 nt
Organism: Microtus ochrogaster (prairie vole)
Lineage: Eukaryota; Metazoa; Chordata; Mammalia; Rodentia; Cricetidae
Gene: Chid1
Product: chitinase domain containing 1
Biological process (GO): carbohydrate metabolic process
Cellular component (GO): endomembrane system
Molecular function (GO): chitin binding; oligosaccharide binding
Source: RefSeq, a predicted model, not a curated record
UUUCUGGGCCUGUAGCAUGCUCUCCAUUGUUAGCUUGGUAUAAAGCAGGAGCCAAAACUCAAGCAUGCAGAAUAUUUUGCCCAAAGGAUGGUCGUUAAUGCUGGAGGACAGAACACAUUUUGAUGUGAGAAUACUGUAAGACCCUAGGAGUCUGCUAUAUGAAGAUCAUGACGGAGAGUUUGCCCUAAUGAUGAUGAGAGAUGAUAAUUGGGCAUUGGGAGCCACGGAAGGUGCAGUAGCUUGGGCGCCCUUCACAUGCCUCACCCAUCCACACCCUGGUGGUCUAGAAAGUUGGAGACUGAUGUUUAUGAGCACCCCCUGGACCUAGAAAUUGGUUCCUUCUGUGACAAGCCCACCAUGUGGCCACUUCUUCAUGUCCUCUGGCUUGCUCUGGCCUGUGGCUCCGUUCACACCACCCUGUCAAAGUCAGAUGCCAAAAAAGCUGCCUCAAAGAUGCUGCUGGAAAAGACUCAAUUUUCAGAUAAACCUGUCCAAGAUAGGGGUCUGGUGGUGACGGACAUCAAAGCUGAGGAUGUGGUUCUUGAACAUCGUAGCUACUGCUCAGCAAGGGCUCGGGAGAGAAACUUUGCUGGAGAGGUCCUAGGCUAUGUCACUCCGUGGAACAGCCAUGGCUAUGAUGUUGCCAAAGUGUUUGGGAGCAAGUUCACACAGAUCUCACCAGUCUGGCUACAACUGAAGAGACGUGGUCGUGAGAUGUUUGAAAUCACAGGCCUCCAUGAUGUGGACCAAGGGUGGAUGCGAGCUGUCAAGAAGCAUGCCAAAGGCCUGCGCAUAGUGCCCCGGCUUCUCUUUGAAGACUGGACUUACGAUGAUUUCCAGAAUGUCUUAGACAGUGAGGAUGAAAUAGAAGAACUCGGCAAGACUGUGGUACAGGUGGCAAAGAACCAGCAUUUUGAUGGUUUUGUGGUGGAGGUCUGGAGCCAGUUGCUGAGCCAGAAGCAUGUAGGCCUCAUCCACAUGCUUACUCACUUGGCAGAGGCGCUGCACCAGGCCAGGAUGUUGGUCAUUCUGGUCAUCCCACCUGCUGUCACCCCCGGGACCGACCAGCUGGGUAUGUUUACACACAAGGAGUUUGAAAAACUGGCCCCUGUACUAGAUGGCUUCAGCCUCAUGACAUACGACUACUCCACAUCACAACAGCCUGGCCCUAAUGCUCCAUUGUCAUGGAUUCGAGCCUGUGUCCAAGUCCUAGACCCCAAGUCACAGUGGCGAAGCAAGAUCCUCCUGGGGCUGAACUUCUACGGCAUGGAUUAUGCAGCCUCCAAAGAUGCCCGUGAGCCUGUCAUUGGGGCCAGGUACAUACAGACGCUGAAGGACCACAGGCCCCGACUGGUAUGGGACAACCAGGCUGCGGAACACUUCUUUGAGUACAAGAAGAAUCGCGGCGGGAGGCAUGUUGUGUUCUACCCAACUCUGAAGUCUCUGCAGGUGCGGCUGGAGCUAGCCAGGGAGCUGGGCGUCGGGGUCUCCAUCUGGGAGCUGGGCCAAGGCCUGGAUUACUUCUAUGACCUGCUGUAGGCUGGACAGCAACAUCCAAGUGACUAUGGACUUUUCUAAGCCAUGAAGUGACUGGUGAAAUAUAGGCCUCUUUGUUUUCCGUGAGACAUCUCUCCUCAGCAGGGCCCACGUGAGUGAUUCUUGGCCUGGGCUAAGAAUUGGGGCUCCUCCUACUCACUACUCAUCGCUGCUUCCUGUGGGCCAGCUGAAAACAGUUCCCAUCCCCCGGUGACAGUCUGGCUCAGGACUUGGGCCUCCUGGGUGCUUUGCAAGGCCUGUGUUGGAUGUGGGUUUAGAAGAUAUAAACAAUCAGACUCUUC